Messenger RNA from Nicotiana tabacum (common tobacco), 765 nucleotides. RefSeq lists its product as uncharacterized. Gene Ontology annotation, molecular function: growth factor activity. Gene Ontology annotation, biological process: regulation of root meristem growth. NCBI's taxonomy places the organism in Eukaryota, Viridiplantae, Streptophyta, Magnoliopsida, Solanales, Solanaceae. The record is from RefSeq and is a predicted model, not a curated record.
UUGGGCUUUCUAUAAAUCUCCAACUUUCCUUUCAUGUGCAUCCUCUCCUUUGUUGCAGAUCAGUAACAUACAUACCCUUACCAAAAGAAAUAGUCAAAAUGGUGUCCUUAAGUUUUAGUUCUUUUAUGCUUGUUCUGUUUUUCAUUUUCCCAGCCAUAAAGGUUUCAAUUGCUCAUACUGACCAAGCUAAGCAAACCUUUGUUAUGGUCCGUGAAGCAGAAAAUGGUUUUGCCAUGGAACUAGCUAGGAGUCAUCAGAGUGUGGAGAAGGUAUUACUCAAUACUAGAAGAAUGGAUGGAAGAAAAAUGUUGAUAGAAAGAAGGAAUAUGAAGAAAGUGGAAGGUAGCAUCAAGACAGAGGAAGAUUCAAAGAAUUCAGGAAACAACAUUGGUUCAGCCAAUCCAAUUGGUAACUCACGAAAGAACUUACAUCAUCAGGAUCAGUGUGAUAAUGGUGAGUCUUUGAACAUGAUGAACAAGGACUAUAGUGGAGGUCCAGGAUCAGGAAGCAAACCCCGUCACAAACCUCCAAUCAACAAUUACCAGCCUUUCCACGGAUCAAAUCCUUGAAAACCAAAAUAAUUUUUUUGUUUUACCUCCACAAAUUUUUGCCAUAGGAAACUAGAUACUAACCCAGUUUUGCUUUGUUUGUAACAUGUGCCUUGUAUUAACAUCGACAUAUUGUAAUAGUUUUGUCUUUUUUAGCUCGUGAGAUGUGCUAAUAUGUAGUUAAUAAAAUGCUAGGAUCAGUGUUUUGAUUCGUUAA